AUGCCAAGGAAUAUAUGGCUAUUCAGAUACUUCCUGGUAAUCUCACUGAAGGCUUCAACUUAUCAACUAUGUUCAGGGCUACAGUUGACAUCUGAGAUAUCAGGUGACACAAAUAGGGGAGAUGGUUUUUUUGGUUUUGAUCUUGAUUUUCCUCAGAGUCCUUUGGUACCAGAAAAUCUCAAACAAUCUUCAAGAAAUGCUGUGGAAUAUCAAGGUGACCAACCAAAUCAGGUAUCUGAUCACAUUUAUGAUAGUCUGGGAAAACUUGAUUAUGAACCUUCACAUCACAUCACUGUCUCAAACCACUGUGCUGAUUAUGACAGUUUGAUGGUAAAUAUGGCAGAGCUUACUUCUGAAAAUCCAUACUCACUCAAUAGCCACACAUAUGAUAGACAUCACUUACAACCAUCACCAAUUGGACAUACUUGGGAAGCUACUCAUUGGAUAACACCCCAGGUGUUAUCAGGUAUGCAAACCAAUGAUAUAUUUGAUUCCAAUGCAUACAUAAAUGAAUACUUUGAUUAUUUGAAUAAUCUACAGACAUAUGAAGACUUGGAAAAAAAUAAUCAGCCAGGGACAGAUACAUGUGGAUCACACCAACACUCAAACCCAAGUUCAGAAAUCCAUUUCUCAGCUGGUCAAUACUCACACAUAACACCUUCUGUUACAGUAGAUCCAAAAGGCACAGAUCCAGAAAAAGAUCAGUGUCAAGGGAAAGUACAAGAGGAAGGUAUACUUGAUCCCAUUCUAAUUGAAGGGAAUGGUGUUUCAGAUCAAAUUAAUGAAAAUCCACUUAGCUAUAUGGACAGUGAAGAAAUGCAAAUGGGGAAUCAAUCAACAGGAUUAAGAAAGGAAACCCCUCACUUUGAGCAAAAUAGUGUAGUACCAGGUAUAUACUCUCCAACAAUUUCAAACUCAGAAAAAAGGCAAGAAAUAUUGGAGCAGUCUGUAGGGACAACAAAUUCCAAUAGUGUCUCCAUGCUGGAUGGGACAAGACCCCUGGGUGUCAAUGAGGCAGGUAUAUUUGAAAACAUUGGAGGGUGUAGGCUCCCAGAUGAAAAUACACUCAGUCAUACAGUAAUUGAGGAAACACAAACAAGGAAACAAUCAAUAGGACUGAGACAAGGGAGUCCCCAAUCUGAUAAACAUAGUGUUAUGGAAUCAGGUCUAUACUCUCCCACAAUAUCAAAUUCAGAAAAAUGGAAGAAGAAAUUGGCCAAGAGUGUGGGGACAAAACAGCUCAAUAGUCAGUCAAUUUCAAAUAAUGCAUCAUUGGUGAAACCCAGGGAGAUGAAGAGUCAAUUCAGUGAAAAUCUAGCACUCAAUUCCAGUCACAAAGUUAUUUACAAAAAGCGGAAACUUUCUGCAAUUCCCAAACACUGUAUCUCCAAAACCAAAACCAUUCCUGAUUCACCAAACCACCUCCUCUCUCUACAGAAGAUUGGAAUGAAGAAUUCAAGUAGGUCACCAAUACUUUGCUAUGAGAUACAUGAGUUUUUCCGUGAAAUACAUGAGAAGAUCAAAGCCCAUCAUGAAUUCAGUUUGGAAGAGGGGGAUUCUGUCAGGCUGGCUGUAAGGAAUGCAGGGGGGACAGUGGUUAUGGUCUUCCUGGGUAUCUUGAAAGUCUUUGAGGGUAAGGGAUAUGGAGAGGAUGAGGUUGAACUUUUGCUUAAUGAUGGAUGGAGCUUUAUGAAAGACUUCUAUAGUAAUUGGAAUUGGGCAGAUCGUUCAAAAUUUGGUUUUGGAAAAUCUGAGAGAUAUUUUUCACAAGGUGCCUUUGACCCUGAUUUUCACUUGAGAUACCUGAAGCAAAUCCAUAAGAGCAUAAAUAUACCAUUGACAUUCAUCCAUUCCAUAUCACUGCUAUGGUCCAAAGAAAGAAAAAAAUCAAAAAUUCCUCGAGAUCUAUCUGAACAUGGACAACAAAUAAUGGAUGCAUCAAAUACCGACUCUCAUGAUAUAAGAGGUGGACUUUAUGAGAGGAUUGGAAUCAAGAACCAUUCAUUCUGGGGACCAGCACAAUUCCUCAGGACAGAGUGGAACAUUUAUGGAGACAAGAACAGUUCAUCACAUUUGAUAUGGAAGUUGGCUUCAAAUGCUGCACAGUUCCAUACACCUGCUGGUAGAGAUGUAUGUGAAGGAUUACAUAGCUUCUUUGAGGGUUUGGUUCAAAAGCUACAUAUGGAAUACAAUAAUCUUAAUGGAUAUCACCCUUCCAAGAAUCUCCCAGAUCAGGCAGAUAAUGUUCUCAGCAAAAAGCAUUUGGACAACCUUAGUCUGAUUGUCAAGGCUGUCAGCAUGGCAGAGUACAGAGUGAUAGUACCUUUCAUUGGUAUUAUCACAAUCCUAGACAGACAUGCAUUGACAGUGGAUCAAUUUCAGGUACUGAUACAGAAUGCAAUAGAAUUUGUCAAAGAUAUAUUUGGAAAAUGGGAACAUCUUAAUUUCCAUCCCAGCAAUAUCCACAAUCUCUUUGAAUGUAAAAGACUUACAUGGAGAUCACACAGCAAGCUACGUGACUCUGAUACAAUGUUUCAGACCCUCUUUGGAUAUGAGGAUAAGAAUGGAUUUCCAACCCAAGUUAUUUUAUAUCUACUAAGGUUGUGGCACAUAUCAGUCAUGACAAGCAAUCCAGGAUCCAAGAACUAUAUUUCAUUCAAAAUUACAGAGAUGCCUCAUUGGACGGUGAAGGAAUGGAAUUCAUCUGCUGAAAAACUGCUAGCCAAUCAGGACCCCAUUGAUAUCCAGAAGUGGAUGUUUUUCAUGCCCCAGGAGUAA
Messenger RNA from Melampsora larici-populina 98AG31, 2778 nucleotides. RefSeq lists its product as uncharacterized. Bases 1 to 2778 code for a protein of 925 amino acids. The record is from RefSeq and is a predicted model, not a curated record. Lineage: Eukaryota; Fungi; Basidiomycota; Pucciniomycetes; Pucciniales; Melampsoraceae. The transcript has a single exon.